ACCUUUGUUCCACCUUCAUCAUCACUGAGGGAAGCCUGUGUUCCACCUUCAUCAUCAGGGAGUGAAACCUCUGUUCCACCUUCAUCAUCACAGAGUGAAACCUCUGGCUGAACACGAUGCUGCAGUCGGACCUCCUCUCCUACACUCGGCUGCGAUGGCUGUUAACCAUCGCAGGACUCUUCCUGUAUGUGGUGGACAUUGGGACAGACGUCAGAUUGGCUGUGAAGUAUUUUCAAGAGGAACAUUUUGUGUGGACUGCACUGACUCUCGGGUUUGUUCUGGCUGGGCUGCUGGUGACGCAGAUCUUCAGCUACGCCUGGUACAGGGACGACGUGAGUGAAGUUCUGAAGAACUCUGAGGGAGAACAAACCGUAUUAGGGAUGUCCAAAGGUGCACUCGUUGUCCUGCACCUGUUUGGCGUAGGCAUCUUUACCAGGUAUUAUCACCUGCUGAGAACGGGCUUCAAAGUGGUUUGUAAGACGACUAAUUCCUUAACCGAGGAAGAAAGGAAGGACGAGCACCACAAACUGUUCUGCCUGGCGACGGAUCUGAGCAUGCUCAAACUGUUCGAGGCCUUCCUGGAGAGUGUCCCGCAACUGCUGCUGCAACUGUACAUAGUGCUGGACCACAGCCAGUGCUCCGUCAUGCAGUAUUUAUCAAUGGCCUUCUCCUUCUUUAACAUUGCCUGGGCGCUGGUGGACUAUCGCCGCUGCCUGCGUAGAUCCCUCCCCCAAAUCAGGGAGAUGCCCUCCGGCCUCCCCACAGCCAUCUACCUCCUCUACAAACUCUGCACCAUCACCAGCCACAUCCUCAGCUACACCCUCCUCCUCAUACUGAGUCCCUACAGCGCAAUCGGCCUCACCGUCCUCUGGCUGCUGGGGACAAUGUGGACGCACCUGCUGCAGACCAACUUCUGCUCCUCCGGGAGUCUCGAGCUUCUGUACCGAGCGGUCAUCGGGGUCAUCCUCACGUUCACCUUCUUCAACGUCAAAGGGCAGGACACCAAACUAGCCAUGAUCAUCUACUACUUGUUCUUUGCUUCUGUAAACAUUACGGCUCCUUCCCUGCUGGCUCUGUUGAGGCCGGAGCUGCAGAUGUCCACGUUUCUGCUGACAGUCAGCGGAUUCAUCUUCGGGGGCUCGGUGCUGGGGCUAGUGUGUCUCGUGCUGUACUACCUCCUCCUGCACCCCAGAGAGAAGAGAGGAGAGGCAGACGAGGUGGACGGCCCGGGGAGUGAGAGCACACGGAGGAUAAGAAACUUUUUACAGCCAUAAGGAUGUAAUUCUGUGUGUGUGAGGGAGAGACUAUGAACCACUGGACAAGUCGUUGUUCAUUAAUACUACGACCAUCAUCUGAUAAAGCUGAGUGUAUGAAUGACAUUUUAUUUAUUUGUGUUAUUUUAAUAAACGUGUCUCUGAAUCACAUAUUUAUUCUUAUCCUAUCAAAGUAAUGAACAUGUACUGUGUGAUGCACAAAGACACAAUAAUAAACAUAAUUGUUA
Messenger RNA from Cottoperca gobio, 1501 nucleotides. RefSeq names its product XK, Kell blood group complex subunit-related family, member 9 (gene xkr9). Gene Ontology annotation, cellular component: membrane. The record is from RefSeq and is a predicted model, not a curated record. NCBI's taxonomy places the organism in Eukaryota, Metazoa, Chordata, Actinopteri, Perciformes, Bovichtidae.